Megalops cyprinoides (Indo-Pacific tarpon) is the source of this 2037-nucleotide messenger RNA. RefSeq names its product gap junction protein beta 3 (gene gjb3). Gene Ontology annotation, cellular component: connexin complex. The transcript is spliced from 2 exons. Gene Ontology annotation, biological process: cell communication. The record is from RefSeq and is a predicted model, not a curated record. Lineage: Eukaryota; Metazoa; Chordata; Actinopteri; Elopiformes; Megalopidae. The coding region runs from base 375 to 1184 and encodes 269 amino acids.
GAGACGUCGAGGGCGCCCCAGACCGGAACAAUCAGAGAAUAACCUUUUUUCCGUUCGCGAACUCCCCGCUCCUCUCUCGUUUAGUUGGUGUUGAAACCACACCCCUGAACAAAAGGCAAGAACAUUUUUCUUAAUCUGAGACAUAAGCGUCGGCGAUGCUGCCUGCUGAAUGUUGAGAUAGGCUAGUUGGCAAUCCACGGGGCAACAGAAACACUCGAGUACAUAAGGCUGAAAUUUUAGGAAAAAGAAAUGGAAUAAAAGAAAGUGGACAAGUAAAAACUUUCCAUCUGACAUUUAGGUAGAGCCAAAGGAAGCCAUCGAAAGAGCAACAGGAAAGAAGAACCUUCAGAGGAGGUGUACAUCAAGCCGCCGCCAUGGACUGGAAGACAUUCCAAGCCCUGCUCAGCGGGGUGAAUAAGUACUCCACGGCAUUCGGGCGAAUCUGGCUGUCGGUGGUGUUUGUGUUCCGUGUGAUGGUGUACGUGGUGGCUGCAGAGCGCGUGUGGGGCGACGAGCAGAAGGACUUUGACUGCAACACGAAGCAGCCGGGCUGCCCCAACGUCUGCUACGACCACUUCUUCCCCAUCUCCCACAUCCGCCUGUGGGCGCUGCAGCUCAUCUUCGUCACCUGCCCCUCGCUCCUGGUGGUGAUGCACGUGGCCUACAGGGACGACCGCGAGCGCAAGUACCGGGCCAAGUACGGCGACGACGCCAAGCUCUACAAGGACACGGGCAAGAAGCACGGCGGCCUGUGGUGGACGUACUUGCUGAGCCUCUUCUUCAAGACGGCCAUCGAGAUCGUCUUCCUCUAUGUGCUGCACCGUAUCUACGACAGCUUCUACCUGCCCCGGCUGGUCAAGUGCGAAAUCUCCCCCUGCCCCAACCAGGUGGACUGCUACAUCGGGCGCCCCACCGAGAAGAAGGUCUUCACCUACUUCAUGGUGGGAGCCUCGGCCUUCUGCAUCGUGCUCAACAUCUGCGAGAUCAUCUACCUGAUCGCCAAGCGCAUCAUGGGCGUGGCCCACAAGAUUAAGAGCCGGGAUCGUAGCGUGGCCAUCCAGCACAGGUGCAAGGACCAGGACUGCUCAAACUGCAACCUUCCCAUGACCCGCCUGGACAUCAAGCCCCCCUUCCAGGCCGAGGAAAUGCGGGCAUCAGCCCCCAACCUCUCCACUGCUGCCUGAGAUCCCCUGGGUCUCCCCAAAAACUUGAAAACCUCAAAAAUCUGCUGCCUCUUUUUUAUACAUUAUUUUUUAAAGAUAUAUAUUUUUAAAUGUGUAAAUAUACAAUUUUAUUGCAGUGUUUUUCAUUGCUCAUGUCUUGAUUCUCUGCUGGGAAUUUCAGUGCUUUCUUCUGAAAUACAGUGUGUCACAUCUAGAUCCUUGGGAAAGGAUGAGCAUCAUGCCCAGUUCAGCUCUCAGUGCCUGAUGGGGGUGUCCUCAAUAAGAAGCAUGAGUGUGGAUGCAUUUCAGAGGCUCAUGUUUUGUAUUUAACUACACCCCAAAUCAAAUUUUCAUCUCUUAAUUCAAUGACUGUUUUUACAGCAAUUGUCGCUCUUCCUGCAGAUAUGAAUAUUUAAGCAAGUGUUAAUGCUGAGCCUAUGGAUUUGAACAAUAUUGUAUUUUUUGUACUUUACAUUGUACUGUUUUCACCAUUAGUACAGUUGACAGGCUUUGAUAUGUGCUGAUUAGGAGAUUGUCCUAAAUGAGUUUUUAAUGGAUCUAGGAAGUGGGGAUAUCUCAGAGUGCAAUUUACUUGAUGCUUAUCGGACAUGAAAUUAGAAUGUUUAGUCUGUUCGUGUUGUAUUUCUGCCAGAAUUUGUAUUUGUUGUGCCUGUACCAUAUUUGUGGCUCAUUUCUUUGAUUUGACAUACAAGUUGCGCUGGCCCAUGUCUGAGUGCUGAUUCAAUGUCUUCCUUCCUGCCAGAUGUAGGCUCUCACAGUGAAAGUGGAAGAUACUAGACAACAUGUGUGCAAAUACAAGCCAAACAUUUGCUCUUUAAAACUUGGAAAAUGGAUGUGCUGCAGCAGAAGCAGG